Messenger RNA from Centrocercus urophasianus (Greater sage-grouse), 2586 nucleotides. It is a transcript of the gene LRGUK, whose product is annotated as leucine rich repeats and guanylate kinase domain containing. Gene Ontology annotation, cellular component: cytosol. NCBI's taxonomy places the organism in Eukaryota, Metazoa, Chordata, Aves, Galliformes, Phasianidae. The transcript has 21 exons. The record is from RefSeq and is a predicted model, not a curated record. The coding region runs from base 1 to 2454 and encodes 817 amino acids. Gene Ontology annotation, molecular function: GMP kinase activity; protein binding.
AUGGCGGGGACCGAGGAGAAGCAAGGAGAAGAGCUGCCCGUUCCUUCUUCUGACCGUCAGCACGACUUUUCCCAGGGGCACUUUGAGGGGCCCUACCUGCAGCUCCACCCUCCUCACCAAGAGGACGAAGAGGAGGAGAAAGAGGAUGAACUCAAGGAUUUGCGUCCCACAGAGUGUUUGGAAGGAAUGUUGGAUGAAGACACUGUGGCUGAGGGUCUCCACAAGCUGGGGCGCUCAGCACCUGGUACUGAAUACGUUUAUCUUAAUCUGUCACUUUCAGGUCGUGAGUUGAGCAACAUUAACAUUCUCUCCAGAUACGUCCACCUACAGAAGUUGGAACUUUCAUAUAAUAAAAUUAAUGAUCUUUCUUGUGUCAGUCAGAUGCCUUAUUUACUAGAACUGAAUGCUUCCAACAACGAAUUGACUACAUAUUUUGGUUUUAAGCCACCGAAAAAUCUCAAGGAAGUAGAUUUUUCGCACAAUCAAAUACCUAAAAUGCAAGAUUUGUCAGCAUGCCAGUCAUUAACUAAACUCUUGCUGGACUUUAAUAACAUAGAGGAGAUAAGAGGACUGGAAAGAUGUCAUAGUCUGACUCAUCUUAGUUUGUCACACAACAGACUCACUGCAAUCAGUGGCCUUGAGAACUUACCUAUCAAAAUACUCAAUCUGAGCUCUAACCUGCUUGAGAAGAUAACCGGCUUGGAUAGAUUGAAAACUCUAUGGAAGCUGGACCUUUCUAGCAAUAAAAUAGCUACUCUAGAAGGCUUGGAGGGACAUGAUUUACUAGAGGUGAUCAAUCUAGAGGAUAACAAGAUUGCUGAGCUGAGUGAACUUGAAAAUAUUCAAGAUCUGCCUCUCCUCAGGGCUUUAAAUCUUUUGAAAAAUCCUGUGCAGGAACAAACAGAUUAUUGGCUCUUGGUGAUUUUCAUGUUGCAACAACUAACAGAACUGGAUCUCAAGAAUAUUUCAGUGGAAGAAAAGGUUGGUGCUGUGAAUCAAUAUGAUCCUCCUCCAGAAGUUGUUGCUGCUAAAGAUCAUAUGACUCAGCUUAUGUAUAGCAUGCUGCAGCCCCAGCGAAUCUUUGACAGCACUCUCCCUAGUCUCGAUGCUCCCUACCCCAUGCUGGUAUUGGUUGGCCCUCUCGCCUGUGGGAAGAGAGAGCUUGCUCAUAGGAUCUGCAGACAGUUCAAUAAUUUCUUCAGAUAUGGUCCCUGUCACACCACCAGGGCAGCUUACUUUGGUGAAGAAAACAGACUUGAUUAUCAUUUUGUUUCUCAAGAAGCAUUUGACAAAAUGUUGAAAGCGGGGAAGUUUAUAGCAACCUAUAAAUACAGUGGCUAUUACUAUGGACUUGGAAGAGACACUGUGGAUUCAAUUGCCAGAGAGGGUCUUGCGACAUGUAUUCAUUUAGAACUGGAGGGUGUGCGUAGCUUGAAAACUACCUACUUUAAACCCAGGUAUAUCCUGGUGGUACCAAUGAACAAAGUAAAAUAUGAGGGACAUCUGCGAAGGACAGGAUUAUUCAGCAGGCCAGAGAUAGAAGAGGCAGUAUCCAGAGUGGACAUGUACCUCAGAACAAGUGAGGAUAUCCCAGGAUACUUUGAUGCGGUAAUCAGCACAGAUGAAUUGGAUGAGGCAUUUGCAGAGCUGAGUUUCCUGAUAAAGGCAUGCCUGGGUCUGGAGCCACCUGCAGUUUCUGAUAGCAGUCAAAACAUGAAUAGCAAAGCAGGAACAGGUUCAAGGGUACAUUUCUUGCAAGAGCAAAGAUUGUCACCCAGCAGAGGAGUGACUGGCAGUACUCAGUCUUCAACUAUCAAUGAAUUCUUGGACUCUUCUGCCAAAAAUUAUUCAGGAGAGACUUUAGACAAACUUACUGCACAACUGAGCGCUGUGGAAGAAGCUUCUCUCCGAAGACGUCAUGCUGCAGCACAUCAGGCUCUGUCAGGAAAGGCUCCUAGUGCGUAUGUCCAGCUGUUUCAAAGGGACCUUGGAAUCACUCCUGCACCAGGCAGCUCCCAGCAACAAUUAUUGGAGCCAACAACACAUAGUUCUCUGGUCUCAGGUGGAAAGAGUGUCACCCAAGACCACAGCUUCCCCCUGAUUAACACAGAAAGCAGAAAGAGUAAAAUUAAAAAAGCCAACAAGGGCUGCAAAGGAUUUGGUCCUGCUAGCAGACUAUUUCUAAACUCAACUGGUACACCUGCUGCUGAAGCUUUGCCCGUUCGGAGCCCUCUUCCCCCUGCUCAUCUUCCUGAAGCUGCCAAAGCUCAGCAUCAAGGUCCAAGGGGAGCUGAAAAUGGAGUGGACAGUUUGAAAGAGACUGAACUUCAUAGUGACAAUCUUCAGAGAAAAUACAGCAAAGCCAAGACUGGCUCUUCCCACGUGCCUCAGCUCACCAACUCCAAACCUGUCCUGCCUCCAAUCCCAUCUGGGCGAAAGGGCACCAAUGCUUGAUGGCCACGGCUAGGAAUCUUGGUCUCAAUCACACUGAAGCUUUCUGUCUAACAGCAGUACUGAAUUUGAUAGAAUUUCUCUUUGGCAAAGCAAAGUCUAUCAAAGAUUAUUUCUAAAUCCAUUUCUGAUUAA